UAGGUUCACUACAUUUUCAUCUUACCAUAAAAUAAAACAAAAACAAAAACAAAAAAAACCAACACUGCAUCAUCAUCUGUUUAUUAUUCUCCAUUUUCUACCAUAAAUUAAAAUCCGUUUAUUUUAUAUUUCCAAUUUUUCUUCCGUGUCUUGUAUUGUUUCUUCUCUACAUCCUUGGGAUCUUUUGCAGAGACAAACCCAGAAGAAAGAAGGCCAAAAAAAUUAAUAUUUUAUUAAAUUAAAUUCAACCCCUUUACUUUGUGGCUUGUUGGUGAUUCUGUUGUACAGAAGUGUUCGAUAAAAAUAAAUUUGUCCAAGAUUGUAGUGUAGAUCGAUUCAUUAUUUAUAACGUUCUGUGGAGCAUUGCAUGAGUGAUUUCCCUGUGAUUCUUUUGUGAAGUCAAGUAAAGGUUCUAUAAUUACAAAUUGACAUUCAGAAUCUUCUUGUAGGGAAUAUAGCUAGAGAUUAUAGUCUUGUUAACACGGUGCGAGGAAGAUGGCUGGUUUUAAACGAAGAUUAUGUAGUGAUUCAGAUAUCCAUGCUCUUCACAAAGAAUUGGAUGAAGUUUCAUGUCCUAUCUGCAUGGACCAUCCACAUAAUGCUGUUCUCCUACUUUGCAGCUCUCAUGAUAAGGGCUGCAGAUCUUACAUUUGUGAUACAAGUUAUAGGCAUUCAAAUUGUCUGGACCGAUUUAAAAAAAUGAGGGACAACUCUAAGGAGAACCCAAAUUUACCAAGUUCUUUAAUAAACACUAACAACUCUUCUGGUAAUAGUUUUGAUAUUAACUUUAAUGUGCAAUCUGACAUGCAUAGUGUUAAUGAAUUAUUACUGUACCAAAAUGAAAUUAAUACUCUAUUGUCUGUUGGAAUUCCACAAGGAUCGAGACAGGGUGAUGUCCAAGAUCCAACUGGACAUUUAGACCAACAUGAUGAAGGCAUUUUAGAAACUGCUGAUUCUGAGAACUUGCAGGACAGGGCUGUUCUUGAGGAGGAAUUAGAUGUAGAUAAUUCAUCUGAGGACUCGAAAUCGAGUUUGCAUUGUCCUCUAUGUAGGGGCACAGUAUUAGGCUGGGAGGUUGUUGAAGAGGCUAGAAAUUAUUUGAAUAAUAAGAAGAGAAGUUGCUCUAGAGAUUCAUGCUCAUUUGCUGGAGAUUAUCUCGAACUGCGUAGACAUGCUAGGAGAGUUCAUCCUACUUCUCGUCCCUCUGACGUUGAUCCGACAAGAGAACAAGCAUGGCAACAAUUUGAGCGCCAGAGAGAAUAUGGUGAUAUUGUGAGUGCUAUUCAGUCUGCCAUACCAGGAGCUGUGGUCGUUGGGGAUUAUGUUCUCGAAAACGGAGAUGGUAUUGGUAGGUUACCAGGUGGUAAUAGGGAUGGGAACAAUGGCAAUGGUAAUGGACCUUGGUUAACCACCACCACCACCAUCUUGUUCCAAAUGAUGGAUAGCACCAUUGAAAUUGUUGGGGAACCAAGAGCUCGUUCUUCAAGUGCAUGGUCAAGGCAUCGUCGUUCAUCUGACCGUCGUCGCUAUCUUUGGGGUGAAAAUUUAUUGGGCCUUCAAGAGAAUGAAGUUGAAGAAGAUCUAAGAAUAUUUAAUGAACUUGUUGAAGAUGCAUCACAUGUCCCAAGGAGGCGUCGUCGUCUGAACAGGACAAGGUCCAACGAAGAUCAAUCGUGAUGAUUCUAAUCAUUUAUUUAUCUGGUAAAUAUUCAUACUUCUGUUUUUAUUGACAGAAAUUUUUGAAUUGUAUCUGAUUUGUCAUCAGUUAACCCCACUUGGUUUCUUCAAUAGAAUUGUUUGAGCAAGCAUGCUGAACAUGGUCAAGUUGUAUCUGGCAAACACGAUUUCGGGCCUAUGCAUGGACCCUUAGAGUGUGCUGAAACAGAAAAGUUCAGAAUAAAUCAUGAGCCAACCCUUAUCCUUUAUACACAAGUUUCAACGAAAAAGAAUUUCUGGAAUUGUUUUCCCUAAAGCUUGCUUUUGUGUAACAGCAUUUAGUCUUGGAAACACUAAACUUCUGAGUGAUUUGGCAGGUUGUUGCAUAGUAUAUGUAAAUUAUAUUGUUCAGUCUUUAUAUCUAUUAAAUUGUAUGUUUUCAGCUUGUAAAUAUUGUGUGAUCCUUAUGAAGCAAUUGUAUAAUUGUUUAUGUCA
Molecule: messenger RNA, 2151 nt
Organism: Trifolium pratense (red clover)
Lineage: Eukaryota; Viridiplantae; Streptophyta; Magnoliopsida; Fabales; Fabaceae
Exons: 3
Coding region: 496-1677 (393 amino acids)
Source: RefSeq, a predicted model, not a curated record